Molecule: messenger RNA, 7707 nt
Organism: Sphaerodactylus townsendi
Lineage: Eukaryota; Metazoa; Chordata; Lepidosauria; Squamata; Sphaerodactylidae
Product: polycystic kidney disease and receptor for egg jelly-related protein-like
Exons: 1
Coding region: 1-7707 (2568 amino acids)
Biological process (GO): detection of mechanical stimulus
Cellular component (GO): membrane
Molecular function (GO): calcium channel activity; protein binding
Source: RefSeq, a predicted model, not a curated record
AUGCAUUGCCUCACACCUCUCCUCCUCCUCUUGUGGUAUUGCUCUCAGUACACAGAGGUACUUUUAACCCUUCCUUUCCUGCCACCCCCAUUGUCAGUCACCUGUUCAAACCCUCGACACCGAGUCUAUCAGAGGCAGGACAGCAAACACCAUGUCUCAUGCUUGUGGGAUGGGGACAUCCAGCUGAAGUAUUCAAAAGCUCCUAGACUGAUUCCAGAUAUCAAUGGGGAAGAGAACCGUCAGCAGCCCCCUCCUCGCUGUCUCUGGUACCGAGACGCCAUCUUGGUAAACACCACAAACAACUGGUCAGGUGAACUGGUGGUGGGCACAGGCUUCGUCAGGCAAGGUCCCCAUCCACCUUGGAUCUUCACACGUAUCACCAUGCACUGCGUAUCGUCCUUCUGUUAUGGGCCCACCUGUCUUCACCACAACCUGAGCAUUGAAAUGACCGUGCAGGAUGUCCGUCUUUUCCUGCUUUGGCCGCACAACCUUCCCAUCCGUGAAUGGCAGCCGGUGCAGUGGGGUUGGUGUGCACGCCUGAAGAGCUCUACCUGGAUCUACCACUUCAGGAGCCAAGGAGGAAGUCCUGCAGACCAACACAUCCCUGCAAAUCAGCAUAAUAGACCAACUGAGUUCGCUGUUUAUCCCCGUGCAGAAUUGCACCAAGUGUGUGAAUCGUAUUAUAGCUACCAUACCACUGUGAAAUACCCCCUGCGUGGAUUCUACACGGUGUCACUCCGCAUCGAGAAGGAACCUCAGUUGAGUCGAAGCCUGGACUUGUACGUGCAGCCUGCCCUGCUUCACGUCUUUACUGCGUCUUCCAGACUGUCCAGCUUCCCCCAUAAAACCCUCGGCCUUUCCUGGACCUUCCAACCUCUGACUGCCGGAAUAACAGCUUUUGUGUUGGUGGAUGAACAGGGUCACGGGGACUGGUAUCACUCAUACAACGCAUUGGCUCUGCAAAGGAAUUUCUGUGCUGCACCCAAACCACAACAUUCCAGGGAGAAAGUGGUAGCCAGCACCUACUUCCGUACCAACAAAAGGAUAUCUGGAGAACUGAGAGGCAAACUCCAUUUUUCAGGUGACACCCUGAUUUCCGCAGCUGGCUAUACAAUGCCAACUCAUCUCACCCUCAACCCACAGAAGAUAAGGACUGGCACGUACAUUUUUAGUAAACAGGGACUCUUCUAUUCCACCCAAAAAGGCAGUGUUGUCCAUGCCACCAGUGAGAACACCAGCUCCCACUACAUCUUCUACCAGCAGGAGAGUUUCUCCUUCUUGAUCAUCCUUGAAUCUGUCCAGCUGCAAUGGUAUCGGUUCAACAUGCAUAUGUAUUUGAACCGCAGGGGGAGUCUAUUCAGGUCGUUGGGAGAACAAGGCAUAGAAGUUCAUGUUUUCAGUGGUCAUUCGCCUGAUAUAAAUUUGGCUUAUAUUGUGUGGUUUAUUCCUGUACAGCAUCCUCGGCUGCAGUGUGAGUGGUCCUUCAACCUGCAACUUUUUGAUUCAAAGAACGACCAUCUCCUUGCAAACAAGACUUAUUCCUACAAAGACCAUGUUCGAAAUGCUGCCCACUUUCUCCCCCACUCUCUUCUACCUUUCAGAGCCGCUCUCUACACGGGUUUUGUAGCAGAAGUGAAUUGCGGAAGCGCUGGAAUGGCUCGAGCUGUUUUAAACACUGAAGUCAGCACUCGUGGAUCAAAGGUCUUAAAGCCGACGGUGCCUUGUCAAAAGAGCUACUGUCAGGAAGUGACUGCCAUAAUCCAGAAACCUGAUCCUUCUAACUCUCUCAUAAGCUAUACAAGACAGUCAACAAUCACCUUGCAAGCAACUGCAAAGGCCCUGUGUAGGACAAAUCUGCAUAUAGAUAUAAUCUGGGAAAUCUCCAGCGUUCAUAGUAAAGGCUCAUCAAGAGCGACCAGCAGGAUUAGAACAGUCGGAGUCACAUUUCAUUUGCCUGGAAAACUCUUAAAGCCUGGCCUGUAUCAUCUUACAAUGACCGUGACCGCAUAUCUGCCAGCAUAUAACAUAACCAUCAGAGAGUCCGAUUCAGUUACCAUACAUGUUGUAGAAAGUGAUUUGGUAGCAGUCAUAGCUGGAGGCUCUUUCAGGACAGUCGGUGUUUCUGAUCCUUGGACUUUGGAUGCCUCUGCUUCCUUUGACCCCGAUUCAGCCAACCCCCACGCAGGACUUGUAUUUAACUGGCUGUGCUCCAAACGAAAACCAGACUUUUUAAAGAUGAAACUGAGUACAGAUGGGAAAUGCCGUCCAGGUCAAGAGACUUUGAAAUGGACCGAUUCCCAGGAACCGGUUCAAAUAGUACAAAGAGAGACACUUCUACCACAGAACACAUAUUAUUUUAUUCUGAGAAUUACGAAGGGUAGAAGAACUGCAGAUGCUUAUCAAACAGUUCGGGUUCUGCCUGGUUCUCUUCCUGUGUUGAAUUUCACCUGCGUUCGAAACUGUAGAAGAAACAUUAUACCAGCUGAAAGAUUAACACUGUAUGGGAAGUGUUUAAACUGUGAAGCUAGUCCAACUGUCUAUCAGUGGUCUCUUCUUUCAUCAAGCUCCAAUAAAAUACUUUUUGACUGGGAUGCCAAAACUUCAACUGGGAGGUCGAUUCCUUACCUAAGCAUCAAUCCGUUGGUGUUCAACACUAUGCCACACAAAUCUUACACUCUUAGCCUCACAACAAGCACAAAAGGGAGACAAGACGCCACUUAUGAGUAUUCGUUUUCUAUUAAUAAUCCCCCACGGAUUGGGAAAUGUACUAUUUAUCCAAGGGUAGGCACAGUGUUCCUUACAAAAUUUAGUGUCCAGUGUAGUGGAUGGGAAGAUGAACAUGGACCACUGACGUACAAAAUCAUAGCACAUUCUGAUGACAUGAAAACGAGUCAAAUGUUUUUUCCACAGAAUAGUCCAUUGGGAACAAUAGUAUAUGUAGGUCACCAACGUCAAAGUCUUCCGUGUUUUCUUCCCCUUGGCACACCAUCUAAAAAGUAUACCCUGAUAGUAUCUGUUCAGGUGUACGAUGCCCUUGGAGCAUUUUCUCAAGACAUUUUACAAGCCACCGUGCACGAUUCAAGGAGAAACCAGUCAACUGCUCUUGUUCUCAGUGGACUUCACAAUUUAAUCAGCAGAUCAAAUGCCCCCAUGUCAAUUUUCUUCGAAACCAAAGAUUACUUUAAUAUAGGUUAUUAUGUAUAUAUGGUGGCCUCAGUAUUGAACAAUAUUAGGUCAUCACCAGCCAUUCGUGGCUCUAAAACUUACUUGCGGGAAACUCUCCUUAACGUGUCUGCAGGGAUUCCAAUGACUGAGAUUGGGGUAAUAAGGCAAGUGAUUGCCAGCGUCUGUCAAAUCACACAGGAAGUCACAGAAAUAAAUGGGAAAUCUCAGCUUCUCACAGUCAGGAAGUUCCAAGAAGCCACCAAAGCUCUACAAAGGCAAAAGGCCAAGGAUCUGGAUUCUAAGGAAACUGAAAUCCUUCUCCACGGUAUAUUUAGGGGGCUAUCAAAUGUGUUAACAGCUGCUCUAUUGGACAGUAGGCAUGUCAAUAUAGAUUCAGUUAAGGAAACUAUUGCUGUUGCAGAGAUACUGGCAAACUUAGUAUUGCAGGACAAAGUUCCUGGCGAGUAUGAAACUAAUUUAGAAGCUAAAGACUGGGCCAUUCAUCUACGGAAAGAUGAGAAGCGGGAUAUUUCUCAAACGUUUAGAGAAAGAAAAUGUAAGAACUGCUUCUAUCCCAAACUGAAGAAGGAAAACGAUACUGACUUCCCUGCGGAUGCUGUGGUUUCCACCGUUUUGUAUGAAUUUGUUGAGAAUCCCUUCCCUUGGCUUGUGGAUGCAGCAGCUAAUCACAUGAUAGUGAUUGGGUUCAAAAUGACCGCAGCUAAAGAAAAUGGUGACACUUUAGGGAUCAUACCUGAGGUUGUGGAAGUGAUGAUGGACAUAAAAAACAAGGAUUCUGACACCUUUGGCCUAACGGUAGGGCCAGAUAAAAAAUACCAUAAGACAACAGGUGGUUUUAGUUUUGAAGUGAGAAGAAUCUCCACAGACAUAUUUGUCCAGAUUGAGAGUAAAAUAAAGGUUACUUUCAAUGUCUCUCUCUAUCUUGGGCUCAAUGUCAGCAAUCCUCCAUUGAUUUCUUACGUUGCUUACUUUGACAAACCUUCAGUAUUAAAUGGAAAUUAUCCCAAUAUUAGUGACUGUGCAGUUAAGACUCCUUAUGUCCUUUGUUUUCCUCGGUCCUUGCUUUGGUCUUCAGCGGAAGGCAGCAGAGCAGACAAAAGGAACAUCUCCAUUGUUUUGCAGUCCCAUCCUUUUGUGAGAGUCCAAACCUCAAAGGUGGUUCGCAUUACUGUUUUUACAACAGGGUGUCUAGACUUAGACAGAGUUCAGAACCAGUGGGAAGAAGAAACAUGCACCCUUGGGUCUCAGACCAGCCAGUCCAAGAUCCAUUGCAUCUGCAAAUUAAAAGAUACUACCAUAAGAACCAAACGGCCCAGGUCAACAGGGACCUCCAGCACUAGUGUCAGAUUUGUUGCUGGUACAUUUCAGAUCUAUCCCAAUCCUUUGGAUAUAACAAAGGUCCUUUUAGCAGAAUUUGACACAAAUCCAGUGACAUUGUUUACUGUGUUUUUCAUCUUUGCAAUCUACAUCUUUCUGAUUAUCUGGGCCACAAUGAAAGAUAGACUUGACAUGAAACGAAAAGACAAAAUCCUUGUUUUGCCAGAUAAUGACCCUUUUCACAGAGUUUGCUAUGUGGUCACUGUAUACACAGGAAGUCGUGUCGGAUCAGGAACCACAGCGGAUGUCUUUAUAGAACUGAUAGGCCAAAACGCUGUCAGUGAUGUACAUCGUUUACAACACCCAACUUUUCCAAUCCUCUUUCGUGCAGCUGUCAAUACCUUUCUCAUAACCACCAAGAAAGACUUAGGAGACAUUUUUUCUCUUCACGUGUGGCACAAUAAUGGUGGUUCUUCCCCUAACUGGUACCUAAGCCGAGUUAAAGUGCUCAAUGUCAAAACUAAACAGUCCUGGCUGUUCUUGUGUAGAAACUGGUUUGGCCUUGGUAAGGCAGAUUGCAAAAUAGAAAGGUCAUUUCUCGUGACUAACCAAGAUUUACCAUUAAAAAAAAUGGAUUACUUCUUGAUAAAACUUGCCAAAGACUUGGAAGACAGCCAUGUGUGGCUCUCCGUCUUCUCUCAAGUUGUCACUGGUCCUUUCAGCAGAGUUCAGAGGAUAUCUUGUUGCUUGGUGAUCAUGCUUACUAGCCUGUUAUUUAACAUCAUGUUUUUCAGUGGCGAACAGGAAGAACAGGUCAUUUCAAUACAGCUGCGUUAUCUGAAAUCCAUCUACAUUGGAUUUGUGAGUGCUAUGUUUUCUCUCCCUGUGCAUUUGACAAUCAUAAUUUUAUUUAGAUAUUCACAAGAAAAGCCUUCGGAAUAUGAGAAUGAUGAGAAUGAGCAAAAACGGUGUUUCCUUUUAGUAUCGGAAAGCUCUGAGGAUCUCAAUUUAAACUGGAAUGCCCGAAGCCCGUCACGACCAAACCUCCGUAACAAUUAUUCGGGUGAGAAGGACACAGACACGAAGGCAGGAAGGUUAAUAUGCCGAGUGUUGAACUUCCUUUUUAUAAGGCCAAAGUUUGCAUGGUGGUGCAAGUACGUUUCUUGGACACUGGUCUUUUUAAUAUCUAUCAUUUCAUCUUCUUUCAUCAUCUUAUAUGGACUGACCUACGGUUACACAACGUCACUGGAAUGGUUCAUCGCAUCCAUGACAUCCCUUUUUCAGAGUGUGUUUUUGGUUCAAAUUUUGAAGAUGGUUCUUUUCUCAGCUAUGAGCACCGUAGUUCUCAAAUACUGCAAACAUAUCCCCUGGAUAAGCACAGAAAAAUAUGAACAGAUGAAGCUGGAGAAAACGACUGUGCUUGGCAAAGACAUGAAAAAGCUUCAUCAUGAACUUGUGCAACUUAGAGCAUCCCGGGAAUACCGGCCUCUAGAAGAGGACGAAGUCAUCAUUAUGAGGAAGAGAACAAGAGCGCAACACCUAGCUUUUGUUUUUGUAAAAGAUAUUAUUUGUCACCUGAUCUUUUCAUCCUGUGUUUUAAGCAUUGCCUACUCAGUAGAUACCACUACUAGCUUUCGUUACAAUCAAGCAAUUUAUGAGAAAUUCUCUGUUAAUCUGUCCCAAGUAAAUAGGUUGGAGGACGUGUACACGUGGACAAGCAAUGUCUUCGUGCCACUGAUCCACAAUGAUGAUCAACCAACCUAUCUUUUAGACACUUGGUCUAAAAUUCUUGGGUUGCCCAGAAUGAGGCAAAUAAGAGCCUCAAGUGCUAGGAAAACAUGCUUCCAUUCACACAGCUUCGUAAAUAGUUUUCUGGUUAAUGAAAGCCACUGCCGUUACAAAUACGGAAAAGAUCCAGAAGAUGAAACGGAUUAUAUUGGAUCAUGGACAAUCCCCAUGAAUAAAUCCACUUCCAAACACUCCAGCAGUUUUCAAGGGUUUACAUUUGAGUCAGACAUUGAUCAGUGGGAAUAUAAGUCUUAUGGUAUUUUAAACACAUAUGGCCCCGAGGGGUAUAGCUUUUAUUUUUUCCCUAGAGAACAGCGACCCAAUACCACAAUGAGGCUGGAUGAUCUUCAAAGAAACGUCUGGCUUGACGAGAGGACCUGGGUCGUUAUUUUUGAGCUGACCAUUUUCAAUGCAGACAUAGAUCAAUACUGCAGUAUAACAGUCAUGUUUGAGACUUCUGACAUUGGAAUUAUUCAUGCCAGCUUGUCAACACAUACUUACAAACUGUCUGUUUUCCGUCUUCAAACUAAGUCCCAGAUAGUGGCAUAUGGAUUGAUGACAUACAUUCUGAUCUUUUACCUAGCCGAUGAAUUUAAUAUGUUACGUCAGGAAAGGAUAGGCUACCUAAAAACAACCACCAACUUAAUCAAUUUUGCAAUAAAGACCAGCUGUAUAUUUUUUAUCUUGUUAAUUGCACUCAAAUUCAAAAUGGCUUUUACCUUGAUACAAUUUUUUCUCCUGAAUCCAGAAAAAUUUGUUCCUUUUCAUGUGGUUUCUCAAAUUGAUCAACUCUAUAGGAUGGUGGCAGGAGUUUUGACCUUCCUUCUGGUUUUAAAGCCUUAUCGCUAUUUUAGAUUCAUGUAUAAUGUCCGUCUAGCAGAAAAAACCAUAGCAGCUGCUUUACCGCUGUUUGUUUCUUUGUCUGUGCUAACUGGUUUGCUCCUUUUCGCGCACAUAUCAUUUGGAUACCUUACAUUUGGUGAAUAUCAAUGGGAUGAUAAUGAUUCUAUGAUUCAUUCUGGUGAGACUAUUGUUUCAUACUGUUUUCACAUGAUGACACUUAAGGAUAUUACGUUUUCAUCCAAUUCAUGGAUUGGCCUCUUGUUACGAGUUUUAUUUAUUUAUGCCAUUAUCGGUGUUCUUAUUCAUUUGUGGCAGUCUGUAGUUAUCUUUACCUAUGCAUCGAUGAAACAGCCAACCUACGAACUGCACUCUGACGAAGCAGAAGCAGUAAACUUUGUGGUUCAUAAAAUCCAAAGUCUAUGGUGUCGCAUAACCCAUCAGACACCGUCCACAAGCAGCACUGGCCCUAUGGACACUAUAAUAUUUGGAAAAGUGGCAAGAGGAAAGGGUAAGCAUCUAGGACUCAAAAGCACCGAAGUUGAAGGCCAGAAAAUGGUUUAUCUUUCCGUUUAA